AUGGUUAAGUUAAGCGGGGAGGUCAUCGGCAAUGACAACGCAGAGAAAAUCCAGAUUCUUCCAGCGACAAUUGCUCGCGUGGACCGCAAUUGCCCGGAGUACCAUGACAACUACGAGGACGAGAACACCUUCUAUGCAGGAGCUGGCUCCAACACCUCUGGGGGCUCCAGUGGCUCCCCUGUCAUCGCCCGCUCCGGGAACUGCAUCGCGCUGAAUGCGGGGGGUGCCCACGAGGCCGCCAGCGCAUUCUUCUUGCCGCUGGACCGUGCGGUCUACGUCCUGGACUGGCUGAAAGGGAACCCCAACCAGAUUCCGUUGCCACCGAGAGGCACCUUGCUCGCACGGUGGCUCUUCCAGCCUUUCGACAUGCUCCGACGGCUAGGUUUCACGCCGGAGCAGGAGGCAGAUGUUCUCAAGCUGAGCGAGGAUGCCGCGAUGAACGACCGCCAGAAAGGCUACGGGUUCGGCGAGUGCCGGUACAAGCUCCUGGAAGCCGUCACCGAGGGCUUCGAGCACGAAGCGCCCUACUUGGCCGUUUGGCUCCAUGGGGGUGAUUGGGGGAGCAUCUCCAAGCAAGACCUGCAGACAAUGCAGUGGCGCAUGGGCAGAAGGACCAUCUGGAUGGUCCCAAAGAGUCCGAAGAGCCCGCGCACAUCCAACGGAUGGGAGUUUCAAUGGGGCUGCUGCCACAAGAAGGAGGACAAUCAGAAAGCCCGGGUUGACCAGGGCUUCAUCUGGGGCCACCUCCACUCCGGGUUCUUGACCGCCUUUGCCGAGAGCAUUCGCGGCCUCUCCGCACGCUUCCAGGCCGACCGAGUGCUUGCCUUUGGCUACUCCAUGGGCGGCUUCGGCGCCUACCAGGUCGCCAGUUGGGCCCCAGAGGUCUUCGACGCCAUUGUGUCCCUGGCCGGGUACGGCCUCGGCACGGAGGACCCUCAACACGAGCGUUUCCGUGCCCCGCAGCCCCAAAGUGGGCGGAUUUUUCGCGACUUCGUUGGGCGCUAUGUGACCCGCAUGGCCAAAGUGCCCGUGGUCUUAGCUGUGCACGCGUGGUGCGACAGCCUGUCGAGCUACCACGAUGACUGUACGAUCAUCUGGGCCAUCAAGAAGCAAGCCAGGGACGAGGGCUUCACGAAGCACUUCGCCGACAUGAUCACCUUGCCAGAUAGCUUGGCAAACACCGACCUGCCGUACUCCUCCAGCGGGCAUGACUACUACUAUGCCAGCCUGCUGAGGAACAGCUCCGAGCGAAUUCUCUGGUCGAAGCUGCGGUCGGCCCUCUGGGCUGCUCCCAAGCGCCUGAGCUGGUCAUGUCGCGCUCCACCAGAGAGCCCCCGUGGAAGCAAGCGCCCGGGGCAAACGCCGCCUCUGUGGGGCCAGCAGAAAUGGGCCCGCUAUCGGCGAUGGUACUGA
Molecule: messenger RNA, 1413 nt
Organism: Symbiodinium natans
Lineage: Eukaryota; Dinophyceae; Suessiales; Symbiodiniaceae
Source: the annotation of a GenBank genome assembly